AUGGAUAUCAUAGCAAGCGUUUUUGACAGACACUCAAAGUGUGCAAGUUGCAACAAACUUUUUAAACUUUCCUCAAAGCGAAGAAAGUGUGUAAUAUGCAGUAAUUCCUAGGCAGAACUCCUGUACUGUAAACGAUGUAGUGUUAAAGAGUCCCACCCCCACCUUGGGUUUUUAGCCCCAAAGCGAUACUGCUUAUCUUGCUACAAUGAGCAGCCUUCAAGGACUACCAAAAAAAAGACCUCAAAUGGUCAAAUUCAGCCAGAUUCUCCUAUGCUCCAAAGACGAGAAACAGCUGCAGAAAAAGAACAGCGACUUCCUCAAGGCUGGCAAAACAUGGUUACUGCGGUCGGAAUUUCUAAUGAAGAGCUUGAAGAAAACAAAGACAGCAUCGUAGGAAUCAUGAGCUUUAUGCUAGAAGGGGUAAAGCCUAUGCCUUCAAGAAUGAGCGUAUUUUUUACAUAGUUCGACCUUACAAUGAGCAAUAGGGUUCAACUUCUCCAAACAAACCCUGAAGAAAUUUAUUUUAAUUUAAAAUAAAUAAAGCCCAUUUUUUUUUUAUAAAAAAUAUUUACUGUAAAUUGGUAUACCAAAUUAUUAGAAAAAUUGGCGAAGGAGGCUCAGGAAGUGUUUAUGUGGUAAAAAAUUCUCAAAAUAACGAAACUUUUGCGCUGAAAAGAAUUCGGCCGAAAAAUGAUAAACAAAGAGAAGAAAUUGUCAAUGAAAUCGCUUUAACUGUGCUGAGCCAAAAUCCUAAUGUGCUGUCCUAUUAUGAGUCUUAUGAUUAUAACGGCUUUAUUUGGAUUGUGGUUGAGCUGAUGAAAGGAAAUCUGACAGACCUGAUUUUAGAUAGGUGGGGAAGAAUUCCUGAGAACUUAAUGGCAUAUAUAUCAAGAGAAGUAAUAAGGGGAUUAGCCUUUUUACAUCACCAGCAUAGGAUUCAUAGAGAUAUUAAAAGCGAUAAUGUUCUGAUUUCGCUUGAUGGAAAAGUAAAACUGGGAGAUUUUGGGUAUGCAGCUCAGCUUACAACAGACCAAGACAAAAGGCAUACUGUGGUUGGUACACCAAGCUGAAUGGCUCCUGAGCUCGUUGUAGGCUCAGACUAUGACACAAAGGUCGAUAUCUGGUCACUUGGAAUUGUGUUGCUAGAAAUGGCUGAAGGUGAACCGCCAUAUCUGAGAGAAAACCCUAUGAAAGCUUUAUACUUGAUAGCAUCAGCUGCUCCUCCAAGGCUGCAAAAUAGGACAAAAUGGAGCGAAGACUUCAAAAGCUUCGUAGAGCAGUGCUUAGUAAAAGAGCCAAACGAAAGGGCAAGUUCAGAUACUCUCCUGACUCAUCCAUUUAUUGUGAACGUCCCAAGUGACGCUGAACAGCAGUUUUCUAGAUUUCUGAACGAGUGGGCACAAUCUAAAAGGCGUUAA
Messenger RNA from Blepharisma stoltei, 1418 nucleotides. NCBI's taxonomy places the organism in Eukaryota, Ciliophora, Heterotrichea, Heterotrichida, Blepharismidae. The record is from the annotation of a GenBank genome assembly.